AUGAGAUUCCUAUCAUUCACAUUGAUCUUCCUGCUUGCUGUUGCCUGUAUGGUCAAUGCACGUCCUGCUGGUGACGCUCUCAGCGAUACUCUUAAACAAAUCGUUGAUGCUGUAAACAAGCUAUUUUCUGGGAAGGCUACGUGGUUUCGGCCCAAGACUGAGGGCGGCGAGAUAGGAAGUUGUGGACCAAAGGAAAGCGAUCAUGACAUGAUUGUUGCUUUGAACAAGGAACAAUAUGGCGAUCUGGAUGCCAAGAGCUCUUGGUGCGGCAAAAAAGUGCUUAUUAUGAGUGGAGAUAAAUGGGUAGAUGCCGUAAUUACUGAUGCAUGCCCUGGUUGCGCCAAGUAUUCACUUGAUUUGACACCUGCAGUUUUCAAAAAGCUUGCGGAUCUCGACAAAGGCGUGCUGCCCAUCACAUGGUGUGUGAUUGGUGAGAAAGGUUGCAAGAUACCAGGCAAGGGUGGCAGUAGCAAAAAGCAUGGCAAAGGCAAAGGCGAUGAUGAAGAUGACGAGAACACCUAA
Lichtheimia ornata is the source of this 522-nucleotide messenger RNA. RefSeq lists its product as uncharacterized. The transcript is spliced from 3 exons. The coding region runs from base 1 to 522 and encodes 173 amino acids. The record is from RefSeq and is a predicted model, not a curated record. NCBI's taxonomy places the organism in Eukaryota, Fungi, Mucoromycota, Mucoromycetes, Mucorales, Lichtheimiaceae.